AUGUCGGACGAAGAACAUCAUUUUGAGUCGAAGGCUGACGCCGGAGCUUCGAAGACCUUUCCCCAGCAGGCUGGUACUAUCCGCAAGAACGGUUAUAUUGUCAUCAAAGGCCGAGCUUGCAAGGUUGUGGAGGUCUCAACUUCCAAGACUGGCAAGCAUGGUCAUGCAAAAUGCCACUUUGUUGGAAUUGACAUCUUCAAUGGAAAGAAGCUUGAAGAUAUUGUUCCUUCUUCUCACAACUGUGAUGUUCCCCACGUGAAUCGCACCGACUACCAGCUGAUUGAUAUAUCUGAGGAUGGAUUUGUGAGUCUGCUGACCGACAAUGGCAAUACCAAGGAUGACCUGAAGCUUCCGACCGAUGAAAGUCUGCUUACGCAGAUCAAGGAUGGAUUUGCCGAGGGAAAAGACCUGGUUGUGAGUGUGAUGUCUGCCAUGGGGGAGGAGCAGAUCUGCGCCCUCAAGGAUAUUGGUCCAAAGUAGCUUUAUUUUCUUUUGGACGAUGCCUGAGGCUUCAAAAUUCUGAAUGAGAUAGAAAAACAAUUACCGAACUAUGGGGUUUUGUGUGUAGAAGAGCAGGGGCCACAUUUGAGAAACAUUUUAGCACUUGAUUCUUGUUGGGAUAUGGCCUACCUUCCUAAGAAACAUUGUACUUUUUUUUUACUUAUUUUUAUGCUUGGCAAUCUAUAAAUUUUGUGUGUUUAUUACUUCUUGAACCAUGUCUGGUCUUUGUUCAUGGUGUGGAAUUUAAUUUGCUGGCAUGUGUAUAAACUUAUGCAACCUGUUGCGAAGCUGCAACUUUUUAC
This is a messenger RNA of Ilex paraguariensis (yerba mate), 803 nucleotides long. NCBI's taxonomy places the organism in Eukaryota, Viridiplantae, Streptophyta, Magnoliopsida, Aquifoliales, Aquifoliaceae. The record is from the annotation of a GenBank genome assembly.